Syngnathus acus (greater pipefish) is the source of this 1904-nucleotide messenger RNA. It is a transcript of the gene trip6, whose product is annotated as thyroid hormone receptor interactor 6. The transcript is spliced from 10 exons. The record is from RefSeq and is a predicted model, not a curated record. Gene Ontology annotation, cellular component: stress fiber; focal adhesion. NCBI's taxonomy places the organism in Eukaryota, Metazoa, Chordata, Actinopteri, Syngnathiformes, Syngnathidae. The coding region runs from base 244 to 1845 and encodes 533 amino acids. Gene Ontology annotation, biological process: cell-cell adhesion.
CGUUGUACGCUCGCUGACGUCACGCGUCGGGAAGCGUCGCGAGGUGGCUGUGUGUGGCCUCGACUCGAAAGGCCUCCCCGGAGCCGAACCUAAAGUCGGUUACCGACGCUGGCUGACUGGCUCGCUCGCCCGCCCGCCCACCGAAAAGAGAACGUUUUGUCCGCCGGCCACAACUUUCCGCUUGCGUGCUUUCAUGGGAGCCGCGCACCGAUCCGCUCUUCGCCAUUUCUGGUGAAUCCCGCCAUGUCGGGUCCUACCUGGCUGCCACCCCGGACUCUGGAUAGUCCCGAGCGAGCCGUCCCCCAGAUGGCCCACUCUGCAGGCUCGCCCGCCUACCGGGCCCCCAACAAGAAGGCCGCGCCGGACUUCCGGCCCAAAUACAACCCUUAUGACCACAACGGAGGAGGGGGCACGGCCACUCGGUACAUGGCAACCGGACCCACAGGCGGGCCCGUUCACCAUUCUCCCAGCGAUCGCUAUUUCCUGCCUCCGCACGGGCCCGCCAAGUGGAGCGGCCACGGGGGCGACGGCUACGAGCUGACCCGCCGCGGCCCCGACAAGGCUGCCGGCGGCUACCACUCCAAGAUUGACGCCGACAUUGACUCGCUCACCGCCAUGCUGGCCGACCUGGACGGUUUGCCGCAGGACUCGGGCGCGCAACUGUACGACAACGUGCCUUACAACAAAUACCUCUCGGGGGAACACUACAACGCCGUCGCGCCCCCGAGCCGGCCCACCCCGAGCUACCACCCCCAGAGCCAGUACCACCCGCCGCCGUCCCCGUACCAGCAGGACUACUACGCGCCGGCCAACUCCAAGCCGUACCCGCAGCCCGUGCCGGCGUCCUACACCACGGCCUCCACCACGAGCGGGCCCAGGUUCAGCGUGCAGGUCAAGACGGCUCAGCCCGUCACCUACUCGCAGACGGGGAGGCAGGCCGACCAGGCCUACGCGCCGCCGCCCCCUCGUCAGCACGCGCCACGCCCGCCGCCCCAGGAUUGGUACGCCGCCGCGCACGCCGCCCCGCCCCCUCAGGAGACGCACAGGGUGAGGGAGGGGGGCCAGGUGGCCUUGUCCAAAAAGGGGAUGGAAAAUCAUCAAAUGGGAGCCGCGCACAGUCCCGCUGCUGCUUACCAGUCCGGCAAGCAUGUAGCAUCCUCGACUCGUCCAGAAGAGGAGUUGGAUCGCCUCACCAAGAAGCUGGUGUACGAUAUGAACCACCCGCCCGCCGAGGAUUAUUUCGGGCGCUGCGCUCGCUGCGGCGACAACGUGGUGGGCGACGGCAGCGGCUGCAUCGCCAUGGAGCAGGUGUUCCACGUGGAGUGUUUCUCCUGCAUCACCUGCCACGCCCGGCUGCGAGGGCAGCCCUUCUACGCCCUGGACAAGAAGAGCUACUGCGAGACUUGCUACAUUAGUACACUGGAGCAAUGUUCAAAGUGCUCCAAGCCCAUUUUGGACCGCAUCCUGCGCGCCAUGGGCAAAGCGUACCAUCCUCGCUGCUUCACCUGCGUGGUGUGCAACUGCUGCUUGGACGGCGUGCCCUUCACGGUGGACGCCACCUCGCAGAUCCACUGCAUCGAGGACUUUCACAGGAAGUACGCCCCUCGCUGUUCCGUGUGCGGCGAGCCCAUCAUGCCCGAGGCGGGUCAGGAGGAGACGGUCAGGAUCGUCGCGCUUGACCGAAGCUUUCACGUCAACUGUUACAUCUGCGAGGAAUGCGGGCUCCUGCUGUCCUCAGAGGGCGAAGGUCGCGGUUGCUACCCGCUGGACGGUCACAUCCUGUGCAAGGGCUGCAGCGCCCGGCGCAUCCAGGACCUCUCGGCCAAAAUCUCCACCGACUGCUGACCGAGGCGCUGUGGCACACAACAUUUUUUUUUUUUUUUUUUAAACAUCACGCAGCUUUA